Copidosoma floridanum is the source of this 1194-nucleotide messenger RNA. RefSeq names its product 4-vinylanisole receptor-like. Gene Ontology annotation, cellular component: plasma membrane. NCBI's taxonomy places the organism in Eukaryota, Metazoa, Arthropoda, Insecta, Hymenoptera, Encyrtidae. The record is from RefSeq and is a predicted model, not a curated record. Gene Ontology annotation, molecular function: olfactory receptor activity; odorant binding. Gene Ontology annotation, biological process: detection of chemical stimulus involved in sensory perception of smell; sensory perception of smell.
AUGGACGUGCUGCCGCUGAAUUUUUACUCUUUGCGACUUUCUGGUCUCUGGUACGAGGAAAACGAAAGCUUCGGAUUCGCGAAAAAAGUGUACCACUUCAUUGUAGUAGCAGCUGUUUUCUAUUUUACCUUUACAUUGUGUGCUAAAGUUGUUAUCAGGGACAGUGACAUAAAGGGUCCCACCGAGUCUCUCUUUUUGGCUCUAAAGUUCAUAUCACUGUGCUUGAAGAUCAUCAAUUUCUUAUACCAGCGGGACAACGUGAUUGAAAUCAUCAGGAAAAUGAAGGUUCCACACUGCAAAGCCGACAAUGCCGUGGAGGCAAAGAUACUGGCGAAAUACGCUAAAACUUCAAAGUGGCUUUUCGUUUUUCUCAUGUCGUUCUCUGUAUGCACCGUCUUACUCUUUUUCAACGCUCUGGGAUCUAAAAAAAAGAGCGACCAACUCACAGCUCUUAAAACUUACCAAUUUUAUAACAUUUCAAGCCCAACAGUUUUCUAUACCACAAUGUGUUUUUAUUUAAUAGCAUCUCUCUAUUCUGUUAUAAUCCACGUUUCUCUUGACACAAUGUCUGUUGGACUAUUUAUGGUCAUAAGUGGACAGUUGGAAUUAAAUGCCUACAGAUUGAAGAAAUUAAAAUGUGGCGAUGUGCGUUGCCUGAAGGGCUGCGUCGUCCAUAACGUCUUGAUUCGAGGAGUGACAAAAAAAGUUGAGUCCCUCGUCAUCGGAGUUGUCAUACCAUUUUUUUUUUUUGGCAUGGGAAUUAUUUGCAUAAGCAUAUUCGAAGCUACAAAGUACAACCUUUUUAGCUUUGAUUUCGCUUGGAUUUGGGUUUUCUUCUUAAGCAGUUUGCAGCAAGUUUUUAUCUAUUGUUGGUUUGGCAAUCAACUGACGUUGAUGAGCCAGGAAGUUUCUAACAGGAUCUACGAAAGUGAUUGGAUGUCAGUGGAUCCACGUGAAAGGAAAUCUUUGUUAAUUUUAAUGAUUUGCAAUCAAAAAGGCCGAAGUGUUUCUUGCCAUGGACUGUGUGCACUCAAUUUGGACACAUUUUUAUGGAGCUUAGUUAUUAUGUCUUUGAUACUGUGUCCAUUGCCUAACGAAUGCACUCUUGUUGUAUUAAAGAUUCUCAAAAUGUCGUAUACCAUGAUUGGAGAAGGCGUCGGUGGAGUUGGUGGAGUUGGAGGAUGGGGCAAAUGA